Sphenostylis stenocarpa is the source of this 1683-nucleotide messenger RNA. The record is from the annotation of a GenBank genome assembly. Lineage: Eukaryota; Viridiplantae; Streptophyta; Magnoliopsida; Fabales; Fabaceae.
AUGAAAAAGAUUCCGCAUUCUGAGAGGUUGAACGCACGAGUGGGGUCAUUCAGACAUAGUUUCCUAGAGAAGAGCAAAGAGAGGCUCCUCUCCAAAAAGGACUUUGCUGAGCUCCACGACGACAGCAAUGACCUCUCCAAUCGGUCCUUCCUCGACGCUCUCUCUAAUCGCGUCGUUGGCCUCCACAAAUGGUCCAAAGACGCUGCCUUCAAAUUGUACCAGAUGGGUCGCAAUGAUCGACGCAAAGUCGUUUUUGCGAUCAAAGCUGGCUUAUCCUUAGCCAUUGUCUCGCUUGUCAUUUACAUUGAGGAGAAGCAAUUUAGCAAGUACUCUGUCUGGGCAAUUCUCACUGUUGUUGUCGUUUUCGAAUUCAGCAUAGGUGCGACCCUGAACAAAGGUUUCAAUCGUGCUUUGGGAACAUUUUCUGCUGGGUUGCUUGCUUUGGGUAUUGCACAACUAUCCGUGUUGGUUGGUCGAACUUGUGAGGAGCUUAUUAUUGUGAUCUCUAUUUUUAUAGCUGGAUUUUGUGCGAGCUAUGUGAGGCUGUACCCUGCGAUGAAGCAAUAUGAAUAUGGCUUUCGUGUAUUCUUGUUGACAUUUUGCAUCGUGCUAGUGUCUGGGAGACACGGGUUGCAAUUUUUCUCAACAGCAUUUUACAGAUUGCUUCUAAUCGGUAUAGGUGCUGGUGUAAGUUUGUCUGUGAAUAUUUGCAUUUAUCCCAUCUGGUCUGGGGAGGAUCUGCACAAAUUGGUGGUAAAAAAUUUCAAUGGAGUUGCCACAUCUUUAGAAGGUUGUGUAAAUGGGUACCUGCAAUGCGUUGAAUAUGAGAGGGUCCCAUCCAAAAUACUAGUUUAUCAAGCCUCUGAUGACCCUCUUUACCGUGGUUAUAGAACAGCAGUGCAAUCGUCAACCCAAGAGGAGACUCUGGUAGAUUUUGCAUUAUGGGAACCACCUCAUGGUCCAUACAAGAUGUUCAAUUAUCCUUGGAGAAGCUACGUCAAAGUCAGUGGAGCAUUGAGGCAUUGUGCUUUCAUGGUCAUGGCAAUGCAUGGAUGCAUACUUUCAGAAAUACAGUCGCCUCCAGAGAAGAGGCUGGUUUUCUUUGAAGAGCUUCAGAAGGUUGGUAUUGAAGGAGCUAAAGUAUUGCGAACACUCGGAAGCAAAGUGGAAAGGAUGGAAAGGCUAAGCGGCAGUGAGAUUCUCCUCGAUGUUCAUGAUGCAGCUGAACAAUUGCAGAUGAAGAUUGACCGAUUGUCAUUCCUCCUAGUCAAUUAUGAGAGUUGGGAAGCUGCAAGACUGCGCAAGGAAAAAGAAGAUGAAAAUUUGAUGGACUUUAAAGACAGUGAGAACAAGCAACCCGAGAUCACUUCCCUCAAUGAUAUUGGGGAUGAUCCAAAACUCAACAUAAGAAUAGAACCUUCCAUGCCAGAAUCCUAUCUUCCAUACACUACGACCAAGAGCGUCAUGGGGCGUUCACAUUUCUCUUUUUUCCCAGAUGGAAUCGUAAAUGAACACGAAUCCAAAGUGUAUGAAAGUGCAAGCUCCUUGUCUUUGGCAACAUUUGCUUCAAACUUAAUCGAGUUUGUUGCGAGGCUUCAAAAUCUCGUGGAUGAAUUUCAAGAUCUCAGUGAGAAGGCUAAUUUUAAGGACCCUUUUGAAGUUGAACAACCGGUAUUGAAGUAG